Amphiprion ocellaris (clown anemonefish) is the source of this 2713-nucleotide messenger RNA. RefSeq names its product frizzled-3-like. Bases 119 to 631 code for a protein of 170 amino acids. The record is from RefSeq and is a predicted model, not a curated record. The transcript has 4 exons. NCBI's taxonomy places the organism in Eukaryota, Metazoa, Chordata, Actinopteri, Pomacentridae.
CCUCCCCACCCUCCUGCGCCUCUCCCUGCCGACACUCCCCUUCCCCUUCUCCUCCUCCUCCUUCUCCUCCUCCUCCUCACCCUCCUCCCUGCCGUCCUCCUUCCCCUGCUGCAGCGGGAUGGUCAACGAGAGCCGGCAGGUCCUCCAGGAGCCCGACUUCGCCCAGCUGCUGCUCCGGGACCCCAACACGCCCAUCGUGAGGAAGUCCAGGGGUACCUCCACCCAGGGCACCUCCACCCACGCCUCCUCCACCCACCUGGCCAUGCUGGACGAGCCUCCCAGCGGCAGCACCAGCCGGGCCGGGUCGGUCCGAAGCGCUCGCUCUAAGAUGAGCAGCUACCACGGCAGCCUGCACCGGUCCAGAGACGACAGAUACACCGCCUCCAGUUUCCGAGCUGCAGACGAGCGGCUGCUGUACGGAAGCAUGCCGAGGCUCAACGACCAAUCCCAGUCCAGACACUGCAGCACCAACCGGCUGGACAGUCUGUCCCGUCACGGAUCCACCCAGCGGCUGGAGAGCCAGUCCAGGAACAGCAGCAUCAGAGACCUGAGCGGAGCCACCCAGGCGGUCCUGGGCGUCCCUGGAAACGGGAUCCAUAGAGUCCUGGAGGAGGACGGAGCGACGGCCUGAAAACUGAUCUAAGGAUGCAGCUUCUUCUAGGAAGUUCCACAAUGUGUGAGGAGCUCCACUGUUUUAACUGAUGGAUUCUGAGGAGGAUAAACUCAAACUGAGGGCUGGAAAUGUUGCCUUAAAACGUCCUCUCAGCUACGAUGGAUUCUGCUGUCCUGAUGAUGCCGAAACAAGGCUUCACUUCUGAUCCAGAGAACUAAACGAGACGCUGACAGACGGCACGGAUGGUCUUAUUACUGGACUUUGUUUAAAGGACUGAAUGACGGACAUGAGGAGGGAGGAAGCAGCGAAUUCUAACUACUCCUCACUUCUGACAUCUCUGAUUCUAAACAUCUGCUCACUUAAAACCCUUUUAUUCAGAAACAUUUGAACGUUUUCACACCCAGUUUGAAACUCACUGAGGCUCUGCAUGUCUCCUAAAGCUUUACAGAAAGCCUUUUUACAAACGUUUUUUAUUAUCGAGGUGCUUUAUUGGUCCAUGUAUAUUUUGACAAUUACAUUUUCCGUUCUGAAACGGGUAUUGAAAAACAAAAAACAAGUGGUUAUUUGAUUUUUGUUUUAAAAUACAAAAAUUAAAAUUGAAAUACAAGGCGCUUUUCCUUUUCAUGAUCAAAAAGGGAUGUACGAAUUUUUAAAAAUGCUUUGAUUUUCAUUUUAUAUUUAGAAUAAUAAAAAAAUAAAAUCAGUAAGAGACAGAAAUGAAAAAAAGGUCCGUUUUUUCAUUUUCUGAAACUGGAAGUGGUCAUCAGCAAGUUUGGAGCCAAACGACAAGAAGAUUCUCAGAGGGCGGAGCCAGAGAGCAGUGAUUGGUCAGACUGACUGAGAGCCAGAGAGCAGUGAUUGGUCAGACCAUAGAUAAUAUAGAAGACAGGACGUCUGGUAGCAUCUCUGGCUGCUGUUGACCUUGUUUUUGGAGUAAAACACGGUGGAAGCUGAAUUAGUGAGGAUGACUCCUGCUCCUGUCAUCUCUAAGCUCCUCACACAUCUUUACCUGCACAUGAGGAAAAUCACUCCUGUAGAAUGCAGAUGUUCAGAGGGAGCUGAUGCCACAUCUGGUCCAGCUGAUGGAAGGUCUUGAAGUUCUCUGACUGGCCUGGACUGAAGAUGGUCGUCUCACUGGAUUUAAGGUUCAGAUGCUCAGUAACAAACUCCACCAAUGAGCCAACAGGGAAGCUUUAGGUUUAUUAAAUGUUGCUAUGAAGGUUUCGCUGUUUUUCUUUGUGAAUGCAAUGAGCUCCAACUGAAACUUAAAUUAGAACUUAGAAGUAAAUCCUUCCAUCUGAAAUGAUUUAGUUGCAUUAAUAACCUCAUAAUAUUCUAAUUUUUAUUCCAGUCUUGGUUGGAAAUAGAAUCUCUGUAUUGAUUCAGGUAAAAACUGAACUUCACAGCAUGUUGGAGCAAAACAACCAGAUGAAAACUGUGAUGGUGUUGGAUUGUCAGACUGUAAUGUUGCAGCUCAAAGCAGCUUUUCUAGCUCAGUUCAUUCUGACAUUCAGCUAUGAAUCAACACAGCAGAUGGUGAUCCAUGCUGUGGAAGUCUCACAUCUCCUGAUUUAAUGGAGCUGCUUUGCACUUUUUACACUGUUUAUUCACCAACACUUUAUUUAAUAAAAGUCUCAUCUAGUUUUUAUGAGGAAUGUGAUGUUUUAAUUUCUCUGUGAAUAACUGCAGUCUAAUGUAACAGCUGGAGUUGUAACAUCUGUCCUGAUAUUGAUCAUGAAGUAUUGAUCAGAAUACUUAUGGUCAGCAGUCAUCCCUGAAGUUUUACAUUAAAAUCUUUACUUGUGUUGUGAACUUUGGUAAGAAGCAGAAACUUUAGCGUUGCCAUGGAUACAUGAGUGUUAAAUUCUGUCCAUGUUUCAUUUUGGGAAAUUUAGUCCAGCAGAUGAGUUUGUUUUUACUGCCAGGUACCAUUCAUUCUCUACAUGAGAACUUUAAUUAUUCUUCAUCUACUUCCUGAAAAGUUUGGUCAAUAAAAAAGACAAAAACUAACUAAAGACAGACUUUGUGAUUUUUCUGCUCACAUGUUGUGUUGUUGUAAACUUUCUCUUUCAAAUAAAUAUCCUCCUAACCCCCUGGAAA